GGCAGCCGGUAAGGCCCCCGGGAGGCGCGGCGCGGGGGCGGGGCCUGCUGCGGGCAGGGACGUGGCCGGAGCGGCCGUGUAGGAGCGUGUGUGGGGCCGUGCCGACCCCCCGAGCCAGCGCCGCCGCCGCCGCCAUGCCCGGGCCCAACCCCAGCGCCACGAGCGUCGGUUCCUCCGGCCGCUCCCCCAGCAAGGCCGUGGCUCCCCGCGCGGCGGGCUCCACCGUCCGGCAGAGGAAGAAUGCCAGCUGCGGGACAAGAAGUGCAGGCCGUGCCACUUCCACGGGUACUGGUGGGAUGUGGCGAUUCUACACUGAAGACUCCCCGGGGCUCAAAGUUGGGCCUGUUCCAGUUUUGGUCAUGAGUCUUCUUUUUAUUGCUUCUGUGUUUAUGCUGCACAUCUGGGGUAAAUACACUCGUUCAUAGACUCAGCUGCCAACUUAAAGCAUACAUCUUGGACCAAAAAUAUGGUGGAUCCUGGUUGUUCUUGGAGAGAGACUGGGGAAGCUUCCUAUCACCUGUUGAAGUUCUGUCAACUUUGGCUCUAAUACCGAAUGAGUUUCUCGGUUCGCUAUUUGGGCAGGUUUAAAGUCUGUCAUGGGUCAUUGUGUAUUUGUAUCUGUACACUUAGAAUACAGGUAUUGCAAUAAAAGUUGUAUAUGGAAAUAGAAA
Molecule: messenger RNA, 671 nt
Organism: Aquila chrysaetos chrysaetos
Lineage: Eukaryota; Metazoa; Chordata; Aves; Accipitriformes; Accipitridae
Gene: SEC61B
Product: SEC61 translocon subunit beta
Exons: 4
Coding region: 135-425 (96 amino acids)
Biological process (GO): intracellular protein transport
Cellular component (GO): Sec61 translocon complex
Source: RefSeq, a predicted model, not a curated record